AUGAAUAACACCCAAUUGACAGAUGUAUCUAACGAGAAAGGCCUUAUUGGAUGUCUGAACUGUGACCAAUUUGAAGUUGAUACUCUGCUUUUAGAAAAUUCUAAUGCAACAGCUGGAUCCUUAAUUAGCACUCAAGGAGCUAACAAUGUUGAGCUUCGUAACAUUAAACUUUCUGGUUAUCAGUAUAAAAUUGCUCAAUUUAUUACCUCUACUGUUUCUCUGAUCCAGAACUUAGAUAUUAGUAAUGGAAAGCAGCCUUUAGAGUUUUCUGACUCUAACAUCCUCAAGAUAACAAAUUGAACAUUCUCUAAUAAUAUUGAGAUUGCAACAAGCAAAGGAGGAGCUAUCAAUAUUGUAGACAGCAGUGUCUGGAUCGAGAACACGACAUUUAAGGAUAACUCAGCAUAUUCUGGAGGCGCUAUUAACUUUGCUUGCACUAGUAUGACAAACUGAAAUUUGAAUAUUGAGAAUUCAAAAUUCUUGGGAAAUAAUGCUCAAGUCAGUGGGGGUGCAAUUUACUAUAAUUACAACUACCCAAGAGUAACUAGUUCAGAAUUUAUCAAUAAUACAGCAGCUUAUGGACCAGAUUUUGCAAGCUACCCUGCUAAGAUUGGAUUAGCUGAUAGCUCACCUGAUGAAGAUAUUUCACUGAAAGAUAUUGGCUCAGGAAUCACUAUCAAUGAAAUUAUUAAACUGGCAAUCUUUGAUGUUGACAAUCAAAUCAUGAACCUAGAUCAUUCGAGCCAGAUAAUUAUUCUACAAAAGAACACUUCUGAAGCAUAUAUCAAAGGAACAAAUGUGGUUUCAGUUGAUAAUGGAAUUGCUAAGUUUGACAAUAUUGCAGCUGUUGCCUACAAUAAAAUUAAUAGCUCAGAAUUUACUUUGAACUCAAAAUCAAUCGACAUUAACAAAGUUAAUGAAGUAUUAGGCGAGUCAUUCACUCAAAAGAACUUGCACAUUAACUUCAGAGGCUGACAGCCAGGAGAGAGAAUCCUUGGAGAUGAGUGAGAAGCAUGAGCAGUAGGCACAUAUUCACUGCAAUGGAAUUCUACCGAAUGAACGGACUGAGACCUGAAUGCAGAUUGACUGGGUGGUAAUAAAAUAUCGCUCCGCCCAGGCCACUGGAGAAGAUACUUAAACUCUAGUAAAAUUCUUGAAUGAAUUGUCAAAGACGCUUGUAAAGGAGGAUUUGUAGAUACCGAAAACGACUCUAGCACCACUAACUCCCAGUCCACCCACCCGACCAACUGCGCAGAAGGCUACACAGGCUAUCUCUGUUCCGAAUGUGUGGUCACUCCCGACAUAAAGUACGAAAGAGUCAAUGAGCACGAGUGAAGGAAGUGUCCGAAUUAUCUACUGAAUGCAGUCCAAGUUGUGCUAACUGCUAUCGCUGUCUUAUUGUUUUACAUAUUUCUAGUCGUCAUUAAUGUGAGAAAAACUGAUGAGAGUGAGCUAUCGACCCUUUUAAGAAUUCUUACUAAUUAUCUCCAGCUAAUAACUGUGUCAGUAUCAAUGACCAGUGAUUACCCAGCUGGAUUAGUUGCCAUAACAGUCCCUAUGAGAUUGUUUGGAGGAUCUACUGAUGCAUUCAUGUCAUUUGACUGCUUUAUUAAAGAAUCACAAGUUAAGCCUCUAUUUGACUCUAACGCAAUCUUUAAAUUAUUCCUGAUGAGCUUCUUACCCAUAAUCUUAUUCAUUAUCAUUGCAUUGAUGUGGGUCUUUAUCAGAUGGAUCAAGCCAGCAUGGUGCUUAAAUAUGAAUAGAGCUCUUGUGAUAUCUUUCAUCACAAUUGUAUUUGUUUUGCACCCAAAGCUAACAGAGAGAAGUAUCAGCCUUUUCAAAUGUAUUGAAAUAGAUGAAGGAUACAAAGCAGCAAGAGUCGAUACUAACAUUGAAUGAUUCUCUCCAACACAUCUGAAAUGGUGAUUAUUAGUUGCAGUACCAAUCUUAAUUAUAUGGGUCAUUGGUUGUCCUUUAAUAGCCUACAUUGUUAUUCACAAAGAGAAGAAUAAGCCAAACAGUAAAAUCAUGGGAUAUUGCUUAGUACUUUACCAAGGUCUCAAACCUGAAGCCAUAUAUUGGGAAUUUGUCAAUACUGUCAGAAAGAUAGCUAUCCUGUUAUCACUUCUCUUCGAACUGAAUGUUGCAAUUAAUAUAUCUUUGAUUAUACUACUGUUAUCAGCUCGACUUCAGAUCAUGAUAAAACCUUACAAGAACUUUGAGAACAACAAAAUAGAGUUCCUAUCUUCAAUGGGAGGUGUUUCUACUAUUAUAGGAGCCCUCGUGUACUCUACAUAUGCCCAACAUGAUAUUCUGAAUUCAGUCGUGUUUACAUCUAUAGUCAUGAUCAACUUAAAAUUUCUAAUAGAAUGGUUGUUCGGACUAAUGAUGAUUUAUCAAGAGAAGAAUAAAUAUGCACUCCUUCUCAUUAAGUGAUUAGCUAAGAUUAUGUGAAAGAAAAUACCAAAACCAGAAAGUAAGAUGACAAAGAAACAGAAUACUUCUCUUAAAACCACUGCAAAGAAGGCAGAGAGAAAUAGAGUUGAAUCAACUUCUUUAAGGAAGAGUAAGUAA
This is a messenger RNA of Moneuplotes crassus, 2574 nucleotides long. The record is from the annotation of a GenBank genome assembly. Lineage: Eukaryota; Ciliophora; Spirotrichea; Euplotida; Euplotidae.